AUGGAAGGAAAACGCGACGAAGCACCAAUGCCGGGAUUUCAUCCCAUAGGCCAACAUGCCGGCAGCAGAGAAGGCAAUGAGGACGCCGCGGCGAUACAUAGAGCCCUUCACUCAUCUGAGGACGAGAUGCCUGUUUUGGAAUUUAACGCAAACAAGGGCAAUUGCUCCAAGGGUAACGUUAGCUUUGGUCUUCCGCCGUAUGUGCCACGGUAUCCACUUGAUCAGCGCUGCAGUGAAGGUUUUCUGAACGUUCCCUGGGAUCUACGCAAACCAACCGGAUCGGGCCGUUGUGAUACUUUUGAUUGGUUGCGUUCCAGAAAAUUAUGGAGGCACGCGGAGUUUGCGCUACGCAUCACGCUCCUUGCUGUGCUACUCCCCGCCUCACUCAUUGCGGCAGAGCUACCCAACUUACCGUUUGUGUCGACGACGUACUCUCUUUCUGCAGCGGUGCUGGCCUCCAAGAUCACGGUAGGUGAAGGGGUUGCAUACCUCAUCACUUGGAUUCGUGCCGGUUGUAUUUGGCUUCCACUCGCCACUAUUGGGGCAGCUUUUCAACUCGGUAAUUCCACUGUGGGGUGGUGUUUCUUCUACACCUUGCUUCUCUUUGUGAUGGCGACACUCACUGAAAACAUGGUUCGACGUAUUUGUCUCCUGCUGUUUAACGGCUGCAUGAUGGGCAUCCUUAUCGAUCCAAAGAGAGGUAUUUUGUACCCUUCACAAGUUAUGACAGAUUGGUGCAUUGGCACAGGUCUUUGCCUUCUUGCAACUUUUUUGCCUUACCCAGUUUUUUGCAACAGAAAGGCUCAGUCUGCCCUUUCUCAUAUUGCACAAAACAUUGGAACAGCGUUGACUGGCAUGUCGUCCUGCUUUUGGUCGGAAUCUAAUGUUAAACGAAAUAUGGCAAUGACUAAGGUUCGUAUAGUAAAGGCAGCAAUCGAUACUCAGUUUGAUGAAUUUUAUGCAGCGCAGGAGAACUCGUUUUACGAAUUUAUUUUUGAGGGGUUUGAGGCGUGGGAUGUACGAGAAACCAAAGCAAAACUUUUUGCAAGACUUGGUUCCAACCUGGGGAUUUUGUCACGGGUCCUUGACAUUGUGGAGUCUAAGCCGUGGGUGGUUGAUGACUCCGCGAGGUCAAUCGCCUUUGGGGAUUGCAUGCAUUCACAUAUCCUGAGCUUCACAACCUCGCUCGAUAACCUUACGAAUGAGCUUGCCUCUGCCAACACCUUUGGGAAGAUAAAACAGCUUCACAGUCUUUUUUUGCAACUGAAUGAGGCCACUUUAACACUCCAGGUUGAGUUUGACAACGCCCGCCGAGCACUCUUUUAUGAGAAUAAACCCGACACCUUGGAGGAUUUUGUACCAUUGAUGACAUUUUUCAUCUUCUCCAUCAUCAACUUCCGAGACACCCUGCUCCAGUUUGACUCCCAGGUGCACCACAGAAAAAGUUGUAUAAUGCAUUCCAUCACGAGAGUUAUGCAUAAAACUGUGUGGGAGCCUAUCAAUGAAAAUUUUUCUUUUUUCCGGAGACUUGUGACGCAGUGGCGUCGUAGGGAGCUUCAACGUUUGAUAGAGGCCGCAAAGGUGAGCGCAGCCAUGAUAUUAACCGUUGGAUUUUCUUUUCUCAUUAACAUUGACAGACAGUCCAUCUCGGGGCCAAAUAUCAUCGCCUUUGUCUCUGGGGCCAACCCCGUUGAAGCCCUGCAGGCUUCCAUUGUGCGUCUUACUGCAUGUAUUCUGGGCACCGUGUUGGGCUUUUUUGCGGGGUCAUAUUCUACAACAUCCACUGAAAAAGUGGCUUCCCUAUGCGUGCUCAUGUUUGUUGGCACUUUUUUCCGCAGCGAUAAACAAUACGGUAUUAUGGCAGUGUUUGCGAUGUUCGUUUUAAUUCCACUAAACACUGUGAGUCAUGUGACUACUGAAGACACCGUGGCACGCAUGAAUCAAAUUACAUUUGGUAUGCUUAUCUAUGUAUUUAUCAGCGUUCUUGUGUUUCCGCUGAGCCCUGGUCUUAUACUUCGCAAGAAACGCAUCAACGUCUUAUUGAGGCUAGGUGAAGUAUUUAAGGCGCUUUGUGACAUGUUUUCAGAACCUCCUUCAAUUGGGGGAGUGCGUUCUAGAACGCUUCCUAUUCAAGACUCCGGUGCUUGCGACAGCCCUAACAGUGGAACAAACGUGUCUGAAGAAGUGGUUCUGACAAAUACAAGCACACGUCUAGUUGUGCGUACAGAUCGACCCAUGCUGAAUAUUAACCUUCUUCUGGAAGAGAUUGAGGAGCGCCUUAAGGCGACAUACCCCUUUAUGGGAUUUGCACGUGAGGAACGUGGACUAGUAGAUGCGGAUUAUCCUGCAAAAUCCUGCGAGAAAACGUCCUAUCAUCUUCAUCGCAUGAUGAGCUUAUUGAAGACCAUGUGGUGCAGUUGGAACGUUUUGCGAGGUCAAGUGUAUUACACUCCUGAUACAAGACAUAUACUCAAGAGCUUGCAACCAAUUGGCUGGGAUGCGUGUUGCGCAUUCCAGCGGUUUAUAGGCUUGCUUUGUUACACACUGCGCAAUCCUGCGACUGCGUUGGAAAUGGAGCUUACUCAUGUUGUGCUGGAACUUAUUCAGGCCACAGAGGAACUGCAUCUUCGCAAGAAUCAAAUGAUGCUGUCUGUGAUUUGCCAUUCAGUGGAGAAACAUGGGCGUCGGCGGAAGGAGCCGGAUCAAAACGCUGCAGGGGGAGCAAAGGGCGUGUCGAAGUUGCAGAAAAAGACCAAGCCAAUUACGUUGGGCACAGACGGCAUGGGGUGGUCAGAUGAUGCAGGGUCUGUACUUACGCUUCUUCGCAAGGGUACAAAGCCUAAUCUACAAGAAAGUGCACCCUCGGUGGCGGAGGCGGUGAGUCUUUCUGAGAGCUUUUCUAUGCCUCUCACAGGAGAAGACGCGGAAGGAUUUCACUCACUCACGUUGAGUAUGCAGAUGUUUGCGGAUGAGACAAAGCUGUUGUUAAUGAGCCUUGAGGAAAUGCUGGAGCACUCGCGGAAAACAAUGUAA
Molecule: messenger RNA, 3033 nt
Organism: Trypanosoma rangeli
Lineage: Eukaryota; Euglenozoa; Kinetoplastea; Trypanosomatida; Trypanosomatidae
Exons: 1
Coding region: 1-3033 (1010 amino acids)
Biological process (GO): transmembrane transport
Cellular component (GO): plasma membrane
Molecular function (GO): transmembrane transporter activity
Source: RefSeq, a predicted model, not a curated record